Phoenix dactylifera (date palm) is the source of this 2104-nucleotide messenger RNA. RefSeq names its product WRKY transcription factor 72A-like. The record is from RefSeq and is a predicted model, not a curated record. Lineage: Eukaryota; Viridiplantae; Streptophyta; Magnoliopsida; Arecales; Arecaceae. Gene Ontology annotation, biological process: regulation of DNA-templated transcription. Gene Ontology annotation, molecular function: DNA-binding transcription factor activity; sequence-specific DNA binding.
CGUUGAAAGACGCCGUUCUCUUUUGCUUGCAGCAUUGCACUUGGGGCUGUUGACCCUUUGAUGCCUAUGGCCUAAAGGAGAUAAGUAUUUGGGUUUGAAUCUUAAUGCAAGUCAAACUCAGGAGGCUUCUCUAUAUACGAGGAGGAUUGCAACGACAGAAGGCAAAGAAGGGUGGAACUUUCAUCAAGAAGGAGGGAAGGAGAGGCGACCUUGGUUUGUCUUCAAUGGAGGUGAUACUGAAGCGAAAUGUUGUUGUCAAAGAGGAGAGGAAGGUUGGUUGUGUUGGUGAUGAAGAGAAUGGAAAGAUUGGAAAGUUUGGAGGUGAAACAUCAACCUGUGGCAGGCAUUCUUCAAGAUCAUCUUCACCAAGCCAAAGAGAUUCCAUCGAUAACAGAGAGGUUCCCACUGUAAUUGGAAGUGAAAGAUCAUUCAUGGAUGCAAGUUCAAGACCCUCUUCUUCCAAACCCAAGAACUCAGUUACAAUCAGUCAGGAGAAGCAGCUUGAAUCCACCAAAGCAGAAAGGUGCGAGGUAAGAAAGGAGAAUGAAAGACUGAAAGCAUUCUUGGCGCAAACAAUGAAGGAUUCCCAAUCCCCCCAAAUGCACUUCUUUGACAUUGUCCAAACAUAUCAUGUUAAGAAACCAGAUGAGACUUUUAGCACCCCUGACGAUGCUGAAGAACCUGAACUCGUCUCACUCAGCCUUGGAACAAUCUCAAGUAGAAACAGAAAAGAAGAGGAGGCAAACAUAUAUAGUAAAGGCAAAGAAAAUGAAAUGAUAAACGAAGGCCUCGCCCUUGGAUUACACUGCAAACUUGAUGGUUCUAGCAGCGGCCCAGGCGAGGCUCUGCUGAAUUCGAUCCCAGACGACAGAUUUGAGGAGCCAAAGGAAGCAGAUGCUGGGGAACCAUGGCUGCCGAGUAAGACAGUAACGAGUUCAGCGAAUGCUGAAGAUGAAGUGUUUCCACAACCCCCUCUCAAGAGAUCUAGAGUUUCUGUGCGAGCAAGAUGUGAUACCCCCACGAUGAAUGAUGGAUGUCAAUGGAGAAAAUAUGGGCAGAAGAUUGCGAAAGGAAAUCCAUGCCCACGAGCUUACUACCGUUGCACCGUUGCACCGGCAUGCCCCGUAAGGAAGCAGGUGCAGAGAUGUGCUGAAGACAUGUCCAUAUUGAUCACCACCUACGAAGGAAACCACAACCAUCCCCUUCCGAUGUCAGCUACUGCCAUGGCAUCCACUACCUCCGCCGCUGCAUCCAUGCUGAUUUCUGGUUCAUCCACUUCUUGCCCAGCCUUCGGAUCCGUAGCCUCCUCAAGUGCCAACCUUCAUGGCUUCAGCCUCGCGGCUAACUCGAGGUUGAAACAGUUCUACCCACCAAACCCAUCGAUGUAUUCUUCCUCCUCCCACCCCACCAUCACAUUAGACCUCACUGCACCCUCAUCUACUCCCCAAUACAAGUCCUCUUCAAACUUCACCUACUCAAAGUACCCCUCGACAAGUCUCAACUUCUCUUCCUCAGAGUUCAACACCAUGCCAGCAUCUUGGGGUAAUGGGAACUUAAGCUAUGGAGCUCAGUUGUAUGACAAGAACUGCAUGGGAUCUCUAAACCUUGGAAGGCAAACUGAAGACUCUUUCAUUAAUCCAUCCUACAUGCACAAGGGAACCAGCCAAAGUCCUGGCCAACAUUUUCUGACAGAGACGGUUGCCAAAGCGAUCACAUCGGACCCGAGCUUUCAAUCGGCAUUGGCAGCUGCGGUCACGUCGUACCUUGGAGCACAGGGUGGCCAAGGUGCAGGAGAGGGUGGUUCGGGCCAAGUAGGACUGAAAUGGGGCGAGCAAGCGGCCAUGGCGCCCGCCUAUACAUCGGCAUUCGCCUCACCGACUUACUCAAGCCAUCAACAAGGAAGCGUGACGUUUCUCCAACCACCAUCAGCUCUUCUAAGCUCCAAGAGUGCCUCCGCAUCGCCAGUGGAUAAUAGGGAACAAAUCAGCUGAAGCGACUUUUCUUUUUUGCAUUUUGGUUUAUGAUUUUCAUCUUUUUUUUAAGGGAAGUCUGAAACUUUUGUAAGGAUAAUUGGUUGUUGCAUUAAUAUAUAUCAGUUUUUAAA